AAACGAGUAGUUCGUUCGACCGGGGAGUUCGCUCGGGUCGAUAACUGUGCAUUUAUAGAUUAUCUUUCAUAGCUAACCAAAACAUACAUUAAAGCAAUGACUUCGAAAUUGGAAAUAAAUAUCCGCACCCUCAUAGCUCAGUGCGAAAAUAUAGUGACGGUGAACAAGGAUGACUGGCGUUUGAACAAAUACCUGCGAUCGUUGGAUACGAUGAUUGAAGAAUUGAAUGAACAGUUCGACAAACCCGAAGAGCGGAUCAUCGAAGAGUACCAAAACCGAAGUGCCGAGCUGAAACGAGCCUCAAACUAUGUCGAACCGUCGGCCGAGGAAAAGUUACGCCUUAAAACGAAACCAAAAGCCGUCGACCCGGUCGGGGACGACGUCAUGCGAGAGGUGCGGCAAAUCCAUAGUCAAAAGUUCGAGAAAGAUCUUCGCAACGAGCUGUUUAAUGGAAACUUUUCGACGAUACGGCGACGCGCGGGUCAGAAGGUGGCCGAGAAUCUGGAGCAAACGGUCAAGCAAUACUCGGAUGACCAGGAGAAACUGGCGGAAGAUAUGCUUAAGCUUACGAGAAACUUGAAGGAACAGACUGAAACUGCCAAUAAGAUAAUCAAGAAAGACACCGAGAUUGUCACGAAGUCUGCUACAUUGACGGAUAAAAAUACAUCCACGCUUACAGCGGAAUCGGCUGUGCUGCAAGAAAAGACAAAGAAUGCAUGCAGAUGUUGGAUGUGGUUGAUGAUAGUGUUCGUUAUGGUCGUAUUUAUAACAAUGGUAAUGUUUAUGAAAGUAAUGAAAAAGAAGGUUUGAAAGGGCCCCACCCCGGUCGGUGAAUAAUACGUCCCAAAAUCCUAUAGCAAGCAAAGACAAAAACACGCAGCUAUUUCGAACUAUGCGUUUGUGCAGGUCUGAUUCCAAGAGUGAUUAUUAGUUUCAAAUUUUUUCUCCGUUUCUGUUAUUCCAUUUACAUAUGUUUUGUAUUAUUUUUAUUGCCUCCGUCGAAAUACAAGUGCAUUUUCUAAUUUAUAUA
Messenger RNA from Anopheles coustani, 1030 nucleotides. RefSeq names its product vesicle transport protein USE1 (gene Use1). Gene Ontology annotation, molecular function: SNAP receptor activity. Gene Ontology annotation, biological process: retrograde vesicle-mediated transport, Golgi to endoplasmic reticulum. The transcript is spliced from 5 exons. The record is from RefSeq and is a predicted model, not a curated record. Gene Ontology annotation, cellular component: SNARE complex; endoplasmic reticulum. Lineage: Eukaryota; Metazoa; Arthropoda; Insecta; Diptera; Culicidae. The coding region runs from base 97 to 810 and encodes 237 amino acids.